Messenger RNA from Lotus japonicus, 480 nucleotides. RefSeq lists its product as uncharacterized. Bases 1 to 480 code for a protein of 159 amino acids. The transcript is spliced from 2 exons. Lineage: Eukaryota; Viridiplantae; Streptophyta; Magnoliopsida; Fabales; Fabaceae. The record is from RefSeq and is a predicted model, not a curated record.
AUGAAAUGCAAUGGCGAAGAUUUGACUGAGCAAUUAGUUGUUGAAAAAGUUCUCCGUACCCUAACUCCGAAAUUCGACAUGAUUGUGGUUUCAAUCGAAGAGACAAAGGUUCUAAGCCACUUGAAAUUGGAAGUCUUGCAGGGUACACUUGAAGCUCGUGAGUUAAAAGUGACUGAAAGAUAUUCAGAACACGAAGCUGAACGUGUACUGUUGACUCAAGGCAAGAAGAUUUCAUUUGACGAUCGGAAGAAGAAAUGGAAGAAAGGAGAUAAAGUUUCAGAUGUGUGGUAUAUGGACACUAGGUGCUCGAAUCAUAUGACUGGGCAGAGAGAGUGGCUCAUUGAUUUUGAUGCUUCAAAGAAAACCACAGUUAAAUUGACUAACAACAGUAGCAUGUUGGCUGAAGGACUGGGAAAUAUUUCAUUGCAAAGAAAGGAUGGCAAGACUGCAUUCAUUGAAGAUGUGUUGGUUGUGCCAUAA